This is a messenger RNA of Patiria miniata (bat star), 1419 nucleotides long. RefSeq lists its product as uncharacterized. The record is from RefSeq and is a predicted model, not a curated record. The annotation marks the transcript as partial. Lineage: Eukaryota; Metazoa; Echinodermata; Asteroidea; Valvatida; Asterinidae. The transcript is spliced from 6 exons.
AUGCCACUUGAGGUGAAGUAUCGUUUCCCCGUCCUUCUUGGUGGAUCCCACCGCUGCCAUCAAUGUGACGUUGUCGUGCCAGCUCUCCUUCGUCAGGCUGGUUUGAUAGGUAGCGUGCCGCCUCGAUGGUGUCCAGUCCCCGCAGUGGUGGACCACAGCUCAAGUUAUCCUCAGUGGAAUAUCGCCGAUGGAAUCCUCGGUGGAACACCGCCGGUGGAAGGGACGAGUAUUAAAGAUGUCUUUGGCGCCUCUGGCUACAUCCAAAAGAGUAUUUGGCACCGAAUUCCUUGUCCGACGUUCCGCCCCACGGAAAGCUUAGAUGGUAUUAUCUGGUACAAGGGGUCCAGCGUAGACGACCCAUCAAAGGUGCGUCUGAUCAGCCGAGACCUGCGCAAGGGCGUCAACAAAGACUCGCCUGCCGACGAGAGGUACUCGAUGUCGUCCGAUCACGGACUUGUCAUUCAGGGAGUCAAGGACAGGGACGAGGGGAGUUUCCUUUGCCAGGUUAUUCCUCAAGCUACCGAUAUAAGGGUUGAGAGAGUACACGUCCAAGUCAUAGGCGAUACCUUUCCAGGAGGCAGUAGUCAGACAUCUUCCAAAGCUAGCUUCCAUCGAGGACGCAGACAGACGCUACCGUGUGAGUGCGCAUCACAGACUCCAGACGCGCCGAUCUCCGUAGUGUAUUGGUCAACAGGAGAAGGCGUCACUGCAGAUACACAGAUCAUUGGUGCACGUUUCUCUGAUGGCGCUACCCUGACGGUUGCACACGGUGCCGAUUACAGCAUUGGCAGCGACGUUUCCCUUCUAGUUAACUCCCUCCAUGAUGUACAAGACACACAGAGAUUCUGGUGUCACGUGUUCCUAUCAGAUGGUACUCUCAGAAAUUGCGACAUCGAUGUCCAGAUAUCAGAUCAAGAGCCACCCAAUCACGCCCUCAAGGCAUCUUCGGCAUCGUUCUACCUUCUUGAGGGUGGAGAGCAGACACUUCCAUGCUCGAGCUGGACCACCGGUGUCUCAACCUGUGAGCCUGUACAAUGGUUCAAGAACGAUACGUCAGGUCGACACCUUCUACUGUCUAGCAACGACGUCGAUGCUGAAUCGGAGUUCGAACUCGCAAGCGAUUUCGGCCUGAUCGUGAAAUCAGUUGAUAGCAAAGAUGCUGGAAGAUACCAAUGUGAUACAGGCGGAGGAAUCAGUGAAGAUAAUAUUGCAGUUAGAGUGAUAGAUAAGAAAUUCCCACUGGACGGAGGAAGGGUGUUUGCAAGCUCGAGAAUCGACUUCGAGGCUGGGAAAAAUUACACAUUCACUUGCAAAGCUGUAUUGAAUUCGGCUGAGAUCGGCAGUCCUGCAACUGUGUUCUGGUCUUUUGCCAAUCCUGACAAUCAAACGACCACUGUGAUCGGGAGGCUGAACCUACCA